AAGAAAAGAAAGCUCUCGCACCCGUACCCAUCCACACCCUCUCUUCACACCCUUCUUCUUCUCCAUCCCCGCCUUCUUCUCUUCUUCUUCUUCAUCUUCAUCUCCUUCCCCCCUUACGACAUUCGCAUUGUACCAUAUUUACAUACAUAUAUACCCUCUCUCCCUUCCUCCCUGCUCAUCCCCUCGCUACACCCACACCGAAACAAGAAAAGGCACCGGCAGUGGAUCCUGAAAAUCAGUCCCCGUUCCCUCCCCCCGCACCUCCGUCUUCCUGCAUACCAUCAUCUCGGCGUCCAUUUUAGUGCUUGCCCGACCUGGCUCAUUCACCUUCUAUCCUUUUCUCGCCCUCUUUCUCUUUCCUUUCAAAAUGUCACACCUCCUUCAAUACACUCCAUCCCAUCAGAUAUACCCUAGCAAACAGCAACAAUCGGCGACAUACUCCAACACUGUACACAUUCCAAUGAUGCUAGGCAUCUCCUCCGGCAUGCUCAGAAACAACACAAGCAGUAAUCUCGGUAGCGAUAGCUCGAUCGACGUCGGAUAUUCCAGCUACCUCCACAAUCUCGGAAUGGAUCUCGCCUCGCCUCCCUCCUCUGGUUUAAAACAAGAUGUCAUGCCUGUUAGCGAUAAUACCCAACCUCCAAGUCUUAUUAGUAUUCGAAGGGAUUCUGGCUUUGCACACUCCUCGCUGAACGAGCUUUCAAUGAAUAUCAUGUCCCCAAAUUCUAAUCGAAGGGUAGUCAAGGGAGAGGUGACAGCUCAUCCACGGCACUCCGCACACAACCUUGGCAGCCUUCAAAGCAGCGAUUCUUCGGUCUUCCUUUCUUCGCCGUCAUCCAUUACAUCUUCCACAGCUGCAGAUGGAUCUACGCCCAUCGUACCCUCCAUGCCCAACAAUGCUAUGGACUACCUCCUGAACAAUGUCCAGUGUAUGUAUCUCCAAAACGAGCAACAAAAUCAGCACACUAUGACCAGCGCGUCUGCCCCAUCUGCGCACUACACUGCAUAUUCGCCCAAUAGUCUUCAGGGGCCCUCGAUGAUCGGAAGUAGUCAAUCCUCCUCGAAUGCCAACAACUCCUGGAACAUGACAGCAUUCUCCUCAAGCACCAAUCUUCCCACUGCUCAGUCCCUUUUCGCGAACAAUGGGCUCAUGAGUGCAGUCUAUGGGGUGCAACAGCAGCAGCAAAAUACUGUCGCGAUCGCUCCCUCCCAUCAAGUGCAGGAGAAGCAUUUGACCCAGCAGAAGCUCAUGUCGCCUCUGCAGUACCACCCAAGGCAGGGACAAAUCCAGCGUCCACGUCAGCGAAAGCCUCAGCUCCAGAUCGUGAUCGACGAUGAACAUGGCCAACAGAUCCCUGUGAUGGCCCCCAAUGUCAACAUCGUCACCUCUGGUUUCUCCGCCCAGUCCGCUCCAUGGGAUUCAUUGGUCUAUGAGGUGACACAACCAUCGGCUCCGGUCGCCUCACCGUCCAUGUCUGCGGCCAGUAACAUUGUCCAGGCCGGCCAGCAAGACUAUUCAUGGGGCUUUGUGUCCUCUCCUGUCGAGUCCAGCUUCUCCUCGGAAUCGUCUACGCCCUCUUUCGCGUCGCCCUCGUCGUCCUAUACUUACUCGGAGAUGACUCCUUCAUGUCAGUCCUCUCGAGCGGCCUCGCCCUCAUCUGCAUAUGAUGGGUUUGUAUCCGAACGUCGUAUCAGACGAGUUGAAUUCGAUGGCUUGUCCAGUUCGAUUAUCCGCUCUCGCAAGUCCUCCACGUCGUCCACGUCCUCGAUGGGUUCUCAAAGGCGGACGUCCAACCUUCGUGAGCCCUCUGCUUGCGGUAUUUUAAGCCCCACGUCCCCACAGAUGAACCAAAUCACGUCGACGACUUCGCCCACGCACCAGUGCCCGCAAUGUGGUCAGUGCUUUGCUGGGCCCGCAGUGCUGGUCCGACACAUCGAGUCCAUCCACGAAAAGCUGCUCUGGAACUGUGUCGGCUGCAAGUCAAAUCUCUCUCGGAGGGACGCAGUAACGCGCCAUAUCAACCUCUCGCCCAUGGAUUCGAUCUGCCGUGCUGUCGGCACGAUCGGUCAGGUCAAGACAUCGAAUGGGAUCGAGGUCCAUUACGAGGUCAGCUCCUAUCGUGCAAAGCCCCUGGAUGAGGUCAUGAACCGUAUGGGCAAGAAGAUAUCGGCGGCUUUGAGGAAGGAGAUCGAUAGGACCAAGGCUGCUAUGCGGAUGAGGGAGGCACAUGCUAAUGCUACAGCAGCUACAGCAGCAGCCUCCGCUCCCACGCUCGUUACUGCGAUCCCUGUCGCUAUGCAGAGCGUAAUGGAAGAGAAGGUGCUGCUGAACACGGGCGGCGAAAUGGAGAUGUGCAGUAUGGAGGAGAACGGCUUUCUUGAGGAUGGGGCUAGCAAGAAGCGCAAGCUGUCCUUGAUGGCAUAUGACGAUGUCUUCGGACCAAAUAAGAAGUAGAGAUCAAUUCAUAAUCAUAUUAUACCCCCCCCCCCCCCCUCUCCUCC
Gamsiella multidivaricata is the source of this 2502-nucleotide messenger RNA. RefSeq lists its product as uncharacterized. The transcript has a single exon. The record is from RefSeq and is a predicted model, not a curated record. NCBI's taxonomy places the organism in Eukaryota, Fungi, Mortierellomycota, Mortierellomycetes, Mortierellales, Mortierellaceae. Bases 368 to 2455 code for a protein of 695 amino acids.